Messenger RNA from Tigriopus californicus, 2272 nucleotides. Its product is annotated as zinc finger protein 765-like. Gene Ontology annotation, biological process: regulation of transcription by RNA polymerase II. Gene Ontology annotation, molecular function: DNA-binding transcription activator activity, RNA polymerase II-specific; zinc ion binding; RNA polymerase II cis-regulatory region sequence-specific DNA binding. Gene Ontology annotation, cellular component: nucleus. The transcript is spliced from 7 exons. Bases 255 to 2159 code for a protein of 634 amino acids. NCBI's taxonomy places the organism in Eukaryota, Metazoa, Arthropoda, Copepoda, Harpacticoida, Harpacticidae. The record is from RefSeq and is a predicted model, not a curated record.
GCCGUGUUUUGAUUUGGUGUCUGCCAUCAUAACAAACCAGGAUCAGUGAGGUGAACACGAGUGUAGUGAUGGGUCAGAGAGAACAUAGAUCGCCAAUGAAAUCUGACCCUAUCUCUGUGUUUGUCCCCGAAAUGGCAAGCCUGACAGUGCUUACCAUCCUAUUCAUUUGAUUUGAUUUGAUUUGAUUUGGUAUCUGUACUUCUGCUCCCAAACGUAAAACCCUCUGAGCUUUCUAUGAAUUUAACUGAUGGAUUAUGGCUGAGACCCAUUCAUAUCUGACUGAGGUUUGCCUGUGUCGUUUGUGCGCUCGAUCGCCAAGUUCCGAGGAUGAGGCUGAUUUGAGGCCUUUGGACGAGUCCCUCAUUGGCCAAAUUGAGACCUUUUUGCCCAUCCAAGUUUGUUCGGACAUUUUCCCCCCUUGGAUCUGCCAGACGUGUGUGGAGGAGCUAGCCCAAUGGAGUCGUUUCUUGGCCUCGCUCUAUCAAGGCCAAACCAUUUUGAGUCAAACCCUCCAUACUCGAUUAGCCUUGGAGUUGGUGUGGCCUUCAUGGUUGAAGUCGGAUCCCGCCCGUCGAUCUUGGUUCUCAUGGCAUUUCCCGGUCAGAAUCAAGUCCAAGACCCAAAGCAAACGAUCGCCAGAUCCAGAAGAGCAUUGUCUCCCUCAGAUUGAAGAUGGACAUCAGGAACCGCUCAAAAGAACGCGAAAAAUUCCUCAGAGAUUGGCCGAAAGUGUUCGGGGAAGCGAAUUGGACUCCAUGUUUCAAGAAGAAACGGAUCAGGUUCCGUUGGAUUCCACGUUACCCGUGGACCAUGUUCAAGCCUUUGUGGUCCUCAAGGAGACAGAAAGAGUUCAAAUCAAAGCGAAUGAGAUGAACGACAGUACCUGUGAUAUUUGUUCGCAGCUAUUCAACUCGAGUGCACUUCUUAAAGCCCAUAGGGAGUUGCAGCACAAAAAUGUGUUAUACCUAUGUAACGCCCAUGAUUGCUCUCAAAAGUUCCGAACGUUGCCAGCAUUAGCCUUCCAUCAAUCUCAACAAGAGGGCCAUGAAGGUUACUCGAUCAUCAAACCUCAAAACUUGUUGGAAACAAAGAAGAAAAAAAACCGUCCAUCCCAGCAUCAGGAAUUCCGUUGUUCUUUAUGUGCAGCCGUUUUUAAGUUUAGCUAUCUCAGGAAACGCCAUGAAACAUUUGUUCACUCAACGGAGAGACCGUUUCCGUGUCUGGAUUGUGAUAUGAAGUUUAAGACCAAAACCAAUCUGACCGCUCAUCAAAGAAAGCAUACGGGAGAGCAAAAGUAUUUCUGUGAUAUUUGUGGCAAGAGAUUUCCCUACAAAACUUCUUUAACUAGUCACAUUCGAUCGCAUGAAGGAACCAAACCAUUUCAGUGUGAGGUUUGCAACAAGUCAUUUACUCAAAAGGGUAACUUAAAAGAGCACCUUCGUGUUCACACCGGUGAGAAACCAUUUAGUUGCCAUAUUUGCGAUUCGGCUUUCAAGACCUCGUCCCAAAGAACAUUGCACGAGAAACGACAUUUCGAAGAGAAGCCUUGGAAAUGCGAGUUUUGCUCGAAAGCCUUCUUCAACAAAGACACGUGGAAAAUACAUCUCCGACGACACAAGGGUGAAAAGCCAUUUUCAUGUGAUUCCUGUCAGAAAUCUUUUGCCGAUGGUUGGGCUUUGAAGAAGCAUCAACGUUUACACACGGGUGAACGACCUCAUGUAUGCAAAACUUGUGGCAAGGCUUUCUCAGACGCGUCUAAUUUGAACAAACAUCGACGACAUCAUGUGGAAAUAAAAGAUCAACCCACGACCUCAACCAUGUUCACCAUAAUUCAAGCGGGUCUCGAAGGUCAAGAGAGUGGAGGAGAUCUUUCGGGUGGAGAGGCUGCGGAGAGCAUUAUCUAUAUCGCUUAUGACGAUGAAGUCCGUGCGGGGAACGGGCUGGAUCGAACCGGGGUUGUCAAUGAUCCACCGGUAGAACUCCAAAAUGUGGGUGCUGAUCUUCCCGUAUCUUACCCAACGAUGGCAUCAGUAAUUGGUCAAAAUGGAAUGCCAGUAAUUCCAGAUAUUGCGAGUGUUGAGGUUGUUCCAAUGUCUUCCAACGACGUUUUGAAAAUGACCGAGGACAGGCAAGCACCAGAUAUGGUUUUCACCCCUUAGUUUCCAAAAUUCCUUCAGUUGAUAUUGAUAUGCCAGCUGCGAUGCAUUGAUCCAUCUGUGACACUAUUAAGCCUCUUUUGAUAGUUGAGGUAUAAUAAAAACUCUAAAUAUGA